AUGGCGCAAUUUCGGUCGUUCCCUGCCUGCUCGCUCUCCAUGCUUCCUUACCCCCAGUUCAUGAUGUUUCUCCGAUCGCAGCCUGCCAAUGUGGGGAGAAUGUCACUAGGAGGAGCGAAAUCCUCUAGCAUCAUGACAGCCUCUUUGCUCCAAACACGCAAUAUCACACAAAAGCAUAUCCUGCGGAUGCGGGAGGCGGAGGAAACGUGGAAAGGAUAUGCAGAGGAAAUCAAGGCUGGCAAUAGAAAGAGCUUUUUGGAACUUAUGGAAGAACGGGGAUUGGUCAACAAAGUUGUUGGUGAUCGAGAUGCAUUGAAUAAAAUGUGGACGGAAAGGAGAGUGGGCGUAUACGCUGGUGUCGAUCCUACAGCGCCGUCUCUGCAUAUUGGACACAUGCUACCAUUUAUGGUUCUGGCAUGGGCUUAUGUCCACGGUAUCAGGGCGGUUUUUCUGCUAGGCGGGUCCACAAGUCAAAUUGGCGACCCUACAGACAGAGAAGACCCCAGAGCUAAACAGGCCAGGGUUACGCGCAAAGAGAAUAUGGUGAACAUGCAUCUCCAACUUAAAACUCUCGGGAUGUCUAUUGAGAGGUACGGGGCUAAACAUGGAUACGCAUAUGAACCUAUAUGGAGACGGGCAAUCGUGAAUAAUAAUACAUGGUGGCUCAAGGAGCCGUUCAUGGAGGUCAUGAAAACCAUGGGAGAGAGUGCGCGAUUGGGGCCGAUGCUUGGGCGGGAUACUGUUAAGAAUCGUUUACAGAGCGGGAAAGGCAUGUCCCUGGCGGAAUUUACAUAUCCUCUCCUGCAAGCAUGGGAUUGGUGGCAACUCAUCCAACAACAAAACGUUUUGGUGCAAGUUGGCGGGUCCGACCAGGCUGGAAACAUUCAAUUUGGCAUUGAUGCAACGAAAUCUCUGAUGAAAGCGGACCAGGACUACUGGCGAAAGCAUGCUCCGAAACCUGAAGACCGGGAAAUAUUGGAGCCUAUGGGUUUUACUACACCUCUCCUCACAACCCCAUCAGGGGAGAAGUUUGGAAAGACAGCGGGAAAUGCUGUCUGGUUAGAUAAGGACAUGACUCCGACUUUUGACCUCUACCAGUUUUUCAUACGGGUUCCGGACGAGAAUGUUGAACAAUAUUUGAAAUACUUCACCUUCCUCCCUAUACCCGCAAUCAAGGAAAUCAUGGUACAGCACAUGGAGGACCCGUCUAAGAGAGUCGCACAACACAAACUGGCUUCCGAAUUCGUCGAACUUAUGCGGGGGCCCGCGGAAGCCGCCCAAGCUGAGAAGGACCAUCGAAGCCUUUUUGGAGGGCAAAUAUCCACGGCCCCAGAAAUGGAGGCCCGCCCAAAACGUGAUAUCAAUCUUUCAGAAACGAGCCCUUUUAAUGCGCCAUCCCCACAUGUUACUCUCCCAAGAUCAUUGGUCGUUGGACAAUUUUUCCACAAGGUUCUUUGGUCAGCAGGGCUCGCAUCAUCUAAGGCAGAAGCGAUGCGGCUUAUCUUACAUAAUGGAGCGGCUGUCGCAUCAAGAUCAGACUCCAAGGCCACUAUGGAUGACAAAUUGUCCUACGUUCCGAUCAAGACUUGGAACAAAGAUGCAACGGAAAAAUUUAUCAUUGACGAUUCUCUGCUGAUCUUGAGGAUUGGAAAAUGGAAAGUGAAGAUAGUAAAAAUCGUGAGCGAUGAGGAUUUUGAGAAACUAGGCCUACAAGCUCCAGGAUGGAGGGAGGAGGAAGAGGAAGCUGAGGUGAAAUCGGGCGAUCUGAGAGUCGAAUAA
This is a messenger RNA of Paracoccidioides lutzii Pb01, 1779 nucleotides long. Its product is annotated as tyrosyl-tRNA synthetase. The record is from RefSeq and is a predicted model, not a curated record. Gene Ontology annotation, molecular function: ATP binding; tyrosine-tRNA ligase activity; RNA binding. Gene Ontology annotation, biological process: tyrosyl-tRNA aminoacylation. Bases 1 to 1779 code for a protein of 592 amino acids. The transcript is spliced from 5 exons. Gene Ontology annotation, cellular component: mitochondrion; cytosol.